This is a messenger RNA of Zea mays, 2242 nucleotides long. RefSeq names its product MACPF domain-containing protein. Lineage: Eukaryota; Viridiplantae; Streptophyta; Magnoliopsida; Poales; Poaceae. The record is from RefSeq and is marked validated. Gene Ontology annotation, biological process: regulation of salicylic acid mediated signaling pathway; plant-type hypersensitive response. Gene Ontology annotation, cellular component: plasma membrane.
CAAGAGAAAAAAAAAAACGAGAGGAGAGCGGAGAGACAGACAGGAGCCAAAUCUACGUCUCCUGCCAAUUCGCCUUUCUCCAACCAGCUUCCCCGCGCCGCCCGCCCGUCGCCGCUCCUCCCCGCCCUCUCUGCCCGCAUCAGAUCGUCUUCCCCACGCCGUGUGACCGAGGUCCCGUGAUCCCUCCCACUUCUGCGCCGGCGAGGACCCGGGAGGCGGGAUGAGCGGCUGAGCACGACGAUGGCACGCAGAGCCACGCCGCAGGAGGCCGCCGUCGCUGCCGCGGAGGCCGCCAUACGAUCCGUAGGCCUGGGGUUCGACGUCGUCAGCGACGUCCGCCUCAAGUUCUGUAAGCAGCGGGGCGCGCCCGACCCCUGGCUCAUCGAACUUGACCAUGGGGAGGUCCAGGAUAUCGUGCUGCCCGGCGGCGUCACCGUCGCUGGCGUCACCGCUUCGGUUAAGUGUGACAAAGGGGAGCGGAUGAGGUUCCGCUCCGAUGUCCUGUCGUUCCAGCAGAUGUCUGAGCAAUUCAACCAGGAGCUAUCAUUGUCUGGGAAAAUUCCAUCUGGCUUCUUCAAUACUAUGUUUGAGUUUUCUGGCAGCUGGCAGAAAGAUGCUGCUAAUACCAAAGCACUUGCUUUUGAUGGUUGGUAUGUCACACUAUACAGUGUUGCGCUCUCAAAAGGGCAAAUUGUACUCCGGGAUCAUGUUAAACAGUCUGUUCCAUCAACCUGGGAUCCUGCCGCUUUGGCAAGGUUUAUUAAAAAAUUUGGCACUCAUAUAGUUGUUGGCCUAAAGAUGGGUGGGAAAGAUGUAAUUUAUUUGAAGCAACAACAUUCAUCAACCUUGCAAGCUGUCGACGUUCAAAAACGAUUGAAGGAGAUGUCAGAUAGUAGAUUUCUUGAUGCAAAUGUGCAAUAUGACAUGAGUAGGAACAAUCAGGAUUUGGUGAUGAUGCUUAAGCGAAGAGGUGGGAGGGAUAAAGAAUCUAUAUCUCAUAGUGAGUGGCUUAAUACUGUUCAAGCAGAGCCUGAUGUUACCUCAAUGUCCUUUAUACCAAUCACUUCGCUGUUGAAUGGAGUUCCUGGAAGUGGAUUUUUGAUCCAUGCAAUUAAUCUGUAUCUCCGACAUAAACCUCCAAUCGAGGAAUUACAUCAGUUUUUGGAGUUCCAGCUUCCAAGGCAGUGGGCACCUGUUUACAGUGAUCUCGCUCUGGGUCCUCAGAGGAAAAGACAAGGCAGUACAUCGUUGCCAGUAAAUUUAAUCGGUCCAAAGCUUUAUGUUUGCACUAACAUGGUUGAUGUGGGUAAAAGACCAGUUACAGGACUCCGGUUGUUCCUUGAAGGAAGGAAGAGCAACAAAUUAGCUGUACAUCUUCAACAUCUCUGCUCUCUUCCUCAGAUUAUUCAGCUUGAAGACGACCCUUACAAUCACCAAACCCCGGAAUAUGACCGCAAAUACUACGAACCAAUUGGACCGUGGAAACAUUUCUCUCAUGUUUGCACAGCACCAGUCGAGUCAGAUGACCUGUGCAUCGUCACAGGGGCACAAUUAGACGUGGUCCACCAAGGCCUCAAGAAAAUUUUGUUCCUUCGCCUACAUUUCUCCAAAGCCUGCAAUGCCGUUGUGAGGAACUCGGAAUGGGAGAAUUCUCCCAACAUAGCUCAGAAAUCAGGCCUUAUCUCAACACUCAUUAGCACACAUUUCUCCUCGGUAGCUCAGACGCCUCCGCCGCGGCCAGCCGAUGUGAACAUAAACUCGGCGGUGUACCCUGGGGGACCACCUGUUCCAGUGCAGACCCCAAAGCUGCUGAAAUUUGUUGAUCCAACAGAGAUGAUGCGUGGGCCGCAGGACUCACCGGGCUAUUGGGUGGUUUCAGGCGCAAAGUUGAACCUUGAGAGGAGUAAGAUCUCAUUGCGGGUGAAAUACUCACUGCUGACAGCUAUGAUGCCAGAUGAUGAGUUUCCACUUGAUGAUGAUGAAUUUUAGAACCUGGAACGAAAGAAACCUGUGUAGCAAAGGUUGAGGAUCCAAGAUUUCCGUCAUUUGGGCAUUUGUUUGAUGUUGUAUACUUUGUGGUUUCUUUAAACAUUAUAGCAUAAACGAGUUCUCUGCCCUGAAUGGAGCGAGAAGAAUUGUUGUAACAUUUCUUUGUAGCGUGGGCGUGGCACAUAGCGAUCAGCAUUAGAUGAUAGAUCAAAUUAUCUGUAUAUAUGGGAUGAAUAAAAAAUAUUGUUUCAAA